GCAACAGUUUUAAGAAAGCUAUUUGCAUAACUGCCCUGUCAUUCUUAGCUACAGUAUAAGUGGGUGUGAAGAAGAAGGAUAACAACAACAAGUCAAAGUGUUUGGCUUUGAGAGCAAUGACUAACCGAGAAUGGAUUAGGAUUUUUCAGUCAAAGGUCAAUAAUCUGAAGAGGAAUAAGGGAGACCGCUGGCGUAUCGAGUUUGAUGAAUCCAUUAAGGCAGACAGUGUGCAAUCAGGCUGGCAUCAGUACAUCAGUGGGGCAUUUGGAAGGUUCACGUGCUCCAAGUGUAACAGGAGUUGGUCCUCUGGCCGGGUGAAUGUGGUGUUUCACAUGCAUCUAUCGUCAGGGCAGGGAAUGGUGAAAGUGCGACGCUUGCGUCAGGAAUGCAGGCAAUGUGACGGCGCUCUUAUGGAGGAGGUCAGUUUCGAUGAGGAGAAACUCGAAGUCCUACUGGAGAAACUGAUGGAGAAGAUUCGUAUCAAGUGCUACCGCGAGAACCUGGGCAAGAGAAACAGAUCUCAUUUCGAUGACGAAGACGAUGAAGGUCCCCCCCAUGAGAGUGCCCAUUGUGAAGCCUGCAGUAUGGGCCUUUGCACAAAGCGUUUCAAAGCCCGGUAGAAUAUGGUAGAAUUAGACUGGUAUACGCCCUAAUACGCUUUUGAUAAUAUUUCUCUUUGUUUACUUGUCUAUAUCUAGUGGUCAUUGGGUACACCCUAAUGUCUGAUUGCUAAAGCUAUUUGUUGAUUAAAUAAAUGCAAUGAGACACUGGUGGAACUGGUGGAAGAUAGGUGUGGCUGCACAGGGAAGAUAGGUGUGGCUGCACAGGGAAGAUAUGUGUGGCUGCACAGGGAAGAUAGGUGUGGCUGCACAGGGAAGAUAGGUGUGGCUGCACAGGGAAGAUAGGUGUGGCUGCACAGAGAAGGUUCCUCUACUAUGUGAGGUUAGAGAGGUAGAGAAGGUUCCUCUACUAUGUGAGGUUAGAGAGGUAGAGAAGGUUCCUCUACUAUGUGAGGUUAGAGCGGUAGAGAAGGUUCCUCUACUAUGUGAGGUUAGAGAGGUAGAGAAGGUUCCUCUACUAUGUGAGGUUAGAGAGGUAGAGAAGGUUCCUCUACUAUGUGAGGUUAGAGAGGUAGAGAAGGUUCCUCUACUAUGUGAGGUUAGAGAGGUAGAGAAGGUUCCUCUACUAUGUGAGGUUAGAGAGGUAGAGAAGGUUCCUCUACUAUGUGAGGUUAGAGAGGUAGAGAAGGUUCCUCUACUAUGUGAGGUUAGAGCGGUAGAGAAGGUUCCUCUACUAUGUGAGGUUAGAGAGGUAGAGAAGGUUCCUCUACUAUGUGAGGUUAGAGCGGUAGAGAAGGUUCCUCUACUAUGUGAGGUUAGAAAGGUAGAGAAGGUUCCUCUACUAUGUGAGGUUAGAGAGGUAGAGAAGGUUCCUCUACUAUGUGAGGUUAGAGAGGUAGAGAAGGUUCCUCUACUAUGUGAGGUUAGAGAGGUAGAGAAGGUUCCUCUACUAUGUGAGGUUAGAGAGGUAGAGAAGGUUCCUCUACUAUGUGAGGUUAGAGCGGUAGAGAAGGUUCCUCUACUUGUGAUUCCUUUGAAGAGGAAAUGGAUUGCCUGUAUUUUGCAGCUGUUCCAGUGUGUGUACAAACAAAGCUUUAUUACUGUCAUUUAAUUAUUCUGCUGGUACACCAACAAUACUGUUGGGUCUGUGUAUUUCCUGUCUUACUCCACAGUGUGUCUAUUUGUAAUUGUUAUGCAAUCUAAUGAAGGCAAAAACAAGUUUUAUUGCGCAAGACAUUUGUUGUUGAUGGGGUGUGAUAUUAGGCGUGAACUACUAUAAGAAUAAUGUUCUCUCAAUGUGCAAGACACAGCAUGUCACUCUUUUGUAUUCUUACAUGGAUGUAUAUUACCCAUAACCACAAUAAACACACCACAUAUCCUCUUCCUCUUUCAUGAUGAUGACAUGACCUUUACGGUAACAGUGACAGGCCUGCACUGGCCACAACACCCCCCUUUGUAAAAGACAGUGCAAAUAAAACACAAUACAAAUAAAAUGGCUUUAUGAACUCA
Messenger RNA from Salvelinus namaycush (lake trout), 2069 nucleotides. RefSeq names its product receptor-transporting protein 2-like. NCBI's taxonomy places the organism in Eukaryota, Metazoa, Chordata, Actinopteri, Salmoniformes, Salmonidae. Gene Ontology annotation, molecular function: olfactory receptor binding. The transcript has 2 exons. Gene Ontology annotation, biological process: protein insertion into membrane; protein targeting to membrane. The record is from RefSeq and is a predicted model, not a curated record. The coding region runs from base 117 to 620 and encodes 167 amino acids.